AUGAACGUUGAAUAAAUUUUACAAGGUCUCAAUCCAAAUACUACUAACAUCAAUUUAGAGUUUAGGUAUGAAAUAUAAUUCAUAAUAAGGUAACUUGAUAGCAUCAAUCAUUUAGUUGAGAAUUUUGCUAGAUUUUAAAGAUUAAAAUAUGUAUUAGAUAUAUACUAAUUUAAGAUUAAUCUCUAAGGUAAUAACCUGACUUAAUUGAGUAAUAACUUAGCAAUUCUAUAUAUUGAAGAAUUGGAUAUAUCAUAAAACCCUUUAGAUUUUGAGAUUGUUAUCAAGCAAUUAUAACAAUUAUCAAAACUAACGAAAUUGAAUAUUACAAUAAAACCUGAAGAAGCUUAAAUAAUAUAAGAAAAUUUGCCAUAAUUAAGAUUUCUCAAUAAUCGUGAAAUUAAUCCUGUUGUUUUUAAAUAAAAAGAAUUAGAAUAAUAUGCAAUCCAAUUUGAAAAAUUAAUAGAGAUAACAAAAGAUGACAGAUUGAGAAAUUUAUUUGAUGAACAUGUCAAAAAUGUGAUGAAAGAUCUCUCAUUAAGAUUAUCAAAAGAUUUACCAGCAUUUAAAGCAAAAACUCAUGUGUUAAGAGCUAAAUAUGCUCUUUAGGAAUUAAAUUUUAAUAUGAUAAUUGAAUAUACUCAAAACUUGGAUUAGAAAGUUGGUGCUUUAUUUUAAAUGGUACAUGAUGAUCAUGCUAAUAUUUUUAAAGAAUUAACUAAUAUUAUAUUAAGUUAAGAUACAAUUAAUCCAGUAAGUUAGUAUAUAGAGAAAUUGGAAAAAUAAGAAUACUUAAUAAAAUAAUUAGAAUCAGAUUUAUAAGAGUAAUAAUAAACAAUAUAAAUGUGUCAAGAAGAGAAUUAAAAAUAUUUAGAUCUUAUUAUUAGACAUGGCAAAGCUAAUUAUGAUUCAAAAUAAGGAUAUCCAAAUUUAUAAUAAUAGUAAUAAUAAUAAGCCUUAAAGCCUACUAAUAAAAAAAUAGAUACAUCAGCAAUAAAGGAUAAAUCCUUAUAAAAUAGUUUAUAAAAUGAGGGAUCCUUAUUAUCAACUGCUAAAUUAAUACCUUUAAAAUAAUUAAAAGAAUAAAUUUAGGAGAUUUAUGAUUCAAAAGCUAAAUUUGAUUAGAAAUGUUAGGAAACAAAAUAAGCAAGGGAAACAAUGGAAUAACAUAUGUAUACAUAUUUGAAUUAAAAAUAUGGAUUAAAAGUAUUUUAAUAAUAAUAUUGAAUUAGAAUAUAAUAAUAGAAUAAGCUAGUACAAUAAUUUAGAGUGUAAAAAGAUUAAGUUAAGAAGAUAAUGAUAUAUGUGUAUUUGGUAAAAUAUUGAGAAAUGAAUGUGAUGAAGAAUUUAGAUUUGUAUAAAUUUAAGUAAAAUAAACAAUUGCAGAAUUAUUACGUAUGUUUUUGAGAUAAAAGAAUCCUUUAAAAAAUAUGACAGAUAUUAAAGAGAUGUGGAAUUAAAAGAUUUAAAAUUAUCUUAGUUUUGAUGAAUGUUAGGAGAUUGUUAAUUAUAUGUACAAUUAAGAGGACAGUUAAGUUUUAUUAUAAAAAUUGAAUUAGAUAAAAUUAUAAGGGAAUAAAUUAGAAUAUUGUUAAUUUGUUACUUCAAUUUUAGAUUUUUAAUUGUUUACACAUGAGAAAUAUUUAUAAAAGUUUUUAAAGUUAUUUAGAUAAGUAGAUAUAGAGAAAAAAGGAUAUUUAACAGAUGUAUUAUAAUAAAUUUAAUCUUAUAGGUAUAAUUUAGAUAAUUAAUGAAUUUGACAAAUCUCAAUUUAAGUGAAGAUGAAAUAAUUAAAUUUAUGUGCAUACUGGAUCCAUUUAAUACAUAAUAAAUGACAUUUUCUUCUAUUGUAUCAUUACUAUCUAGUGUAGGCAGAAAUCAAGUGACUUUAUUAUAAAAAAUUUAAUGA
Molecule: messenger RNA, 1906 nt
Organism: Paramecium pentaurelia
Lineage: Eukaryota; Ciliophora; Oligohymenophorea; Peniculida; Parameciidae
Source: the annotation of a GenBank genome assembly